GCCGAGGUCGGACCUAGCCCUUCUCUCUAUUUUGAAUUUGAUCAACCCAUCUUUGCCAGCAAACCCACAUCUUUUUCACAGGAGCUGAAAAUUGAGUCUUCGCAGAAAUAUUAGGAUAUAUUUUCAAUCAUUUUGGUGCUGAGGGAGAGGCGAGAGCUUAGUUUUAUAUUGAGACAUCACGCCGGCUGCAAGCAGAGAAUGCUUUCCCCUGCCAGGACCUGAUGCAAUCCAUUCAAGCCAACAAGUUUGGAGAGAAUGUUGAGUUCAAUCAAUUCAGAACGUCGAGAUGGAGCCCAACUCACUCCAGUGGGUCGGCUCACCGUGUGGAUUGCACGGACCUUAUAUUUUUUAUAAGGCUUUUCAAUUCCACCUUGAAGGCAAACCAAGAAUCUUGUCCCUUGGCGACUUUUUCUUUGUAAGAUGUACGCCAAAGGAUCCGAUUUGCAUAGCGGAGCUCCAGCUGUUGUGGGAAGAAAGGACCAGCCGGCAACUUUUAUCCAGCUCGAAACUUUAUUUCCUCCCCGAAGACACUCCCCAGGGCAGAAAUAGCGACCAUGGCGAGGAUGAGGUCAUCGCCGUCUCCGAAAAGGUGAUCGUAAAAUUAGAAGAUUUGGUCAAAUGGGCGCAUUCUGAUUUCUCCAAAUGGAGAUGUGGGCUCCGAGCCACCCCAGUGAAAACGGAGGGUUGUGGGAGAAAUGGACAGAAGGAGGCUCUGCUCAGGUACAGACAGUCAACCCUCAACAGUGGGCUCAACUUCAAGGACGUUCUCAAGGAGAAGGCCGAUCUUGGGGAAGAUGAGGAAGAGACCAAUGUGAUCGUGCUCAGCUACCCCCAAUACUGUCGGUACCGUUCUAUGCUCAAGAGGAUCCAGGAUAAGCCAUCUUCCAUCCUCACAGACCAGUUUGCCCUCGCCCUGGGGGGCAUCGCAAUGGUCAGCAGAAACCCCCAGAUCCUGUACUGCCGGGAUACCUUUGACCACCCUACUCUCAUAGAAAACGAGAGUAUAUGCGAUGAGUUCGCGCCAAAUCUUAAAGGCAGACCUCGCAAAAAGAAAACAUGUCCCCAGAGAAGAGAUUCCUUCAGUGGCUCGAAGGACCCCAACAAUAACUGUGAUGGUAAAGCCAUCAACAAGGUGAAAGGCGAGGCCAGGUCAGCCUUGACCAAGCCGAAGAAUAACCACAGUAACUGUAAGAAAGCCUCAAAUGAAGAAAAGCCAAAGCUGUCCAUUGGAGAAGAAUGUAGGGCAGAUGAACAAGCCUUCUUAGUGGCACUUUAUAAAUACAUGAAAGAAAGAAAAACGCCCAUCGAGCGAAUUCCCUACUUGGGUUUCAAACAGAUUAACCUUUGGACUAUGUUUCAAGCUGCUCAAAAACUUGGAGGAUAUGAAACAAUCACAGCCCGCCGCCAAUGGAAACAUAUUUAUGAUGAGUUAGGUGGUAACCCCGGGAGUACCAGCGCGGCCACCUGCACUCGAAGACACUACGAAAGGUUAAUCCUACCAUACGAAAGGUUUAUCAAGGGAGAAGAAGAUAAGCCUUUGCCUCCAAUCAAACCCCGGAAGCAGGAAAACAACCCACCGGAAAACGAGAAUAAAACAAAAGUAUCAGGAACCAAACGCAUCAAACAUGAACUGCCCAAAAAUAAGAAAGAGAAAGAGAAUACACCAAAGCCCCAGGAUACAUCUGAGGUUUCCAUGGAGCAAGGGAAGGAAACUGAGAUGGUAAGCCAGAAGAGCAUCCCAGAGACUCUCCCCACUGCCGAAGUCAAGAAGAAACCAGAAGGGCACAAGGAUCUUGCAGCAAGGGCGCCGGUGUCCAGAGCAGACCCAGAAAAGGACAAUGAGACUGACCAAGGUUCCAACAGUGAGAAGGAGGCUGAGGAGCCGGGAGACAAGGGCCCCGCCCCUAUGCUCCCAAGCCCUCCCCUGCCACCUGAAAGAGAUUCAGCUCCUACCCCUGGGGCUGGGAAACAGCCCCUUGCCUCUCCCAACACCCACAUGGACUCAAAGCAAGAAGCCAAACCCUGUGGCUUUACAGAGAGCCCUGAAAAUGACCUCCAAGAAGCACCCUUUCCCAGCUUUCCCGCCACCCAGCCACCCCUGGCAAGCCAGAACGAGGGAGAGGAAGAUAAGCUUCCCACCAUGACUAACUAUAUUGCCAACUGUACUGUGAAGGUGGACCAGCUGGGCAGUGACGACAUCCACACUGCCCUCAAGCAAACCCCCAAGGUCCUUGUGGUCCAAUCAUUUGACAUGUUCAAAGACAAAGACUUGACCGGGCCCAUGAAUGAGAACCACGGACUUAAUUACACGCCCCUGCUCUACUCCCGGGGUAACCCCGGGAUCAUGUCCCCACUGGCCAAGAAAAAGCUUUUGUCUCAGGUGAGUGGGGCAAGCCUCUCCAGCAGCUAUCCCUAUGGCUCCCCACCCCCUUUGAUCAGCAAGAAGAAACUGAUUGCCAGGGACGACCUGUGCUCAGGUUUGUCCCAGGCCCACCACAGCCAAAGCUCUGAUCACACGACCGUCAGCCGGCCAUCGGUAAUCCAACAUGUCCAGAGCUUCAAAAGCAAGGCCUCCGAGGACAGAAAGGGUAUCAAUGAGAUCUUUAAGCACGACAAACUGAGUCGGUCUGAUGCUCACCGCUGUGGUCUGUCCAAGCACCAGCUCAGCUCCCUGGCUGACUCCUACAUCCUGAAGCAAGAGGUGCAGGAAGGCAAGGACAAACUGCUGGAGAAAAGAGCGGUCUCCCACGCCCACAUGCCCAGUUUCCUGGCAGACUUCUACUCAUCCCCGCAUCUCCAUAACCUCUACCGACACACAGAACACCAUCUUCACAACGAACAGUCGGCCAAGUAUGCCUCUAGAGACGUGUACCAGGAAUCUGAAAACAGCGCUUUUCUUUCUCACAAACACCCAGAGAAGAUCCACGUCAAUUAUCUCGCCUCUCUGCAUCUGCAAGAUAAGAAGUUGGCUGCAGCAGAAGCCUCUAGAGAUGAUCAACCAACGGACCUGAGCCUUCCCAAGAACCCACAGAAACUAACCAGCAAAGUCCUGGGCCUGGCCCACUCAGCCUCAGGGUCCCAGGAGAUCAAAGGCCCCUCCCAGUUCCAGGUCAUCAGCAGCCAGAGUCGAGACUGUCACCCCAAAGCCUGCCGGGUAUCUCCCAUGACCAUGUCGGCCCCUAAAAAAUACCCUGAGUCGAUUGCAAGGUCAGGAAAACCUCACCAUGUGAGACUGGAAAACUUCAGGAAAAUGGAAGGCAUGGUCCAUCCCAUCCUGCACCGGAAGAUGAGCCCGCAGAAUAUUGGAGCUGCUCGCCCUAUAAAGCGCAGCCUGGAGGAUUUAGAUCUUGUGAUCGCUGGGAAAAAAGCCAGGGCUGUGUCUCCCUUGGACCCAGCCAAAGAGGCUUCUGGGAAAGAAAAGGCCUCUGAACAGGAGAGCGAGAGCAGCAAAGGAGCCUAUGGUGGGCAUUCUGGGGCUGCAUCCGAAGGCCACAAGCUUCCGGUCUCCUCUCCCAUCUUCCCAGGUUUGUAUUCUGGUAGCCUGUGUAACUCGGGCCUCAACUCCAGGCUCCCGGCCGGGUACUCCCACUCUCUGCAGUACUUGAAGAACCAGACGGUGCUCUCUCCUCUCAUGCAGCCCCUGGCUUUCCACUCGCUCGUGAUGCAAAGAGGAAUUUUUACAUCGCCGACCAAUUCUCAGCAGCUGUACAGACACUUGGCUGCAGCGACCCCCGUGGGAAGUUCUUACGGGGACCUGUUGCACAAUAGCAUCUACCCUUUAGCUGCUAUCAACCCUCAGGCUGCCUUCCCACCGUCUCAGCUGUCCUCUGUACACCCCAGCACAAAACUGUAAGCCUCGCGGUGCCCAGCAUCCCCGACGAUUACAACGACGAUGAUGGGGGUCCGUGCGCCAACCCUGGAGGGCUGGCUUGCAGAGUCGGAAGUCAGUAUUCCUUCUCAUCUGGUGAUACAGUUCAUCCCAGCCAUAGAGGCCUAAAGGCCAGGUGAACACGCCUACCUUUUCGAGGACAACCCUAGGCUGGCUGGCCAGUUGUCCUUCCGACACAGAUGGCCUAGGGCCUCCAGACCUCUUUUUCAAGUUGAUCUUUGUGAAGCGUAUCUGUGUCUAUCCCAGAAGAACUCAGAGGAUACCCCCCCCCCCCAGUUUGGGAUGGUAGGGAAGCAAUCUGAGCAAAAAAAAAAAAAAAAAAGGGGGGGGCAGGCUUUUCAAAGGACAGGGCAAGAAAGACUGGCAAGCAACAGCCAGGGGACGUCCUUCUUUUUCAUAAAACUCACCAAGUUCAAUCAAUGCAAUGUAUAGUAAAACUUAAAGAGACCUUUCAUCCUGACACUAUUAAACAAUCCAGAGAAGAAAACACUGUUAGACUGUAUAUAUUUGCUUCUUAAAGCUACCCGUAUCACUGUUGACUCGCCUAAUUUAUAUACAGAUAGUUCUGUUUUCUCCUGGUUCUUUCUUGUUCCUGCCCUGGGGUAUUUUGGGUUUGUUUAUCUGUUUGUUUUGUUUGUUUUUUAAUUAAACAGUAUCUCUUCUAUUUGCAGGUCUUCUGUUUUGGUUUUAUUUUUUUGGUUUUUUUGUUUUUGUUUUUUUGUUUGUUUGUUUGUUUUUGUUUUUGUUCUGUUCCGUUUGCAAGGCUGACUGACUCUCCUAGUUGUUGAUGUGUAUUUUAUCAAUUUCCCCCUCCCCCCCACACAUCUUCUUUUGAGCAGCUUUGGGUGGUCAAGUUAUUGUUUACAAAUUGAAGCAACUGAUUUUAGUGGAACUGACUGAAAAGAACCCGUGGAGAACUCGAGCUAGCGGAAAGCCUGUGCCUUUGCAGGCCUGCGCCUCGAGGAUUCCGGUCCUCGUAAGUGGCAUAAUUGAGAGCUUAUACACUGCUUCUCCAGCCAAGUGCUUUGCUUUGAAGUAUUGGAUUAUGUGAAAAUAUUAAGCAUUGUACUCACCUUAUCUAGGCUGUGAACCCGUCCUACAUACCAGAGAAAUCAUAAAACAAAACAAAAAAAAAACCUUGUUGACAAAAAGCCACUGACUAACGGUCUAGAGGACACACGUGUGGGCUGUGCAGACUUUUUAGGAAUUUCAAAACUUAAGAGCCAGGGUGACUUGUGCUGGUGUUGGGACUGUACCUUUUCAAUGGUCUGGAGAAGGGGACUGGGAAAGGAUGGUGUGUGACUAUUUAGCAGAGAGGGGGCUACCCAGGAUCUGACCGCUGGGCAUCCCAGCCAGGCCUUGGCCCCUUGAGUAACAGAGCUAUUGUCAUCAUCAGCUGGUUUUUUUUUUU
Molecule: messenger RNA, 5300 nt
Organism: Onychomys torridus (southern grasshopper mouse)
Lineage: Eukaryota; Metazoa; Chordata; Mammalia; Rodentia; Cricetidae
Gene: Arid5b
Product: AT-rich interaction domain 5B
Exons: 10
Coding region: 287-3853 (1188 amino acids)
Biological process (GO): regulation of transcription by RNA polymerase II
Cellular component (GO): nucleus
Molecular function (GO): transcription cis-regulatory region binding
Source: RefSeq, a predicted model, not a curated record